GAGAGAAGCGGAGAGAAAGAACGAGAACCGUGCUGUGGAAAAGCAGGUGUGAUUCAUGAAUAAACUAUAGUUUGCAACCCUAUGGGAUACUGAUGAAACAAAUAGAAUUUUCACAGACAUGGAUAAUACAAGAACACAAGACACUUUUUCACAGUUAAGCCAGGAAAAAAUCCUCAAAAUUAUGAACAUGGUGAAAAAUAAAGAAGUGAGCAUUGAAGGAGCUUUGCACUUGGCACAGAAAGAGGUGUAUGCUGAAAAGGAUCCACAGGAUUUGCUAACUGGGUCACAGUUUAACUUCAGUAUCUACAAAUAUAAACGCUAUCGGUGGCAGAAACGAAUUUUGCAGAUUGAUUUCAACACAAAGACCAUUUUUAACAUUGAGAAAGGAAUUAUUAAGAAACAGUUCCCUUUCUCACAAGUCAAAGCCUGUGAAGAUACUGAAAGGAGGCGCUUCAGCAUUGUGUUUCAUGGGCGACAAGAUUAUGAGCUGGAAGCAGUGUCUCUUGAUGAUAAAAGGAAGAUAAUGUACCUUCUGAGCAAAGUUAUACAGAGCAAUUCAUACAAGAGACCAGCAGAGUCCUGCUCUGGAAGACCUGCAGAAUGUGAUGUGAUACAUGAAGGACUGCUGGAUUUGCAGCAAAACACUUUUACAUCCACUGAAUGGGUGAAGUACUUGGUACAACUACGUGAAGGAGAAUUGACUUUAUAUUGCAUAGGUCUGGGAGGAAAGAACAAGACUGCAGACCCUGUAACAAACACAAUUAAUUUGUCAGGUGGUAAUGUGAGUGUCAGCAAGGAGAAUGGAUGCAGUACCUUCUCAGUUCAGACCAAAGAACACAGUUAUUUGUUUCGAAUACCCUUUACUGUCCAUAAGAACAGUACAGGGGAUUUUAGCAAGCUCCGGAAUGAAUGGGUGUCCCUCAUAGAAAGGUACUGUCAGCUGUGCAAGGGUGUCUCCCUGUCUCAGGAGGAAUCUCAAGGAUGCUCCUCCUCCGAAGCAGAUUAUGAGGAUUUUCCUGUACCUCUGAAUGAACAGAAAGAGGAGACACUCCACUUUGGUGUGAGUUCUGCAACAACCAGUCUGAAGAAAUCUUCAAGCCCCCAGCCUGCAGAGGACGAUGCAGCCCCAGCAUCACCAUCCCUUCCACUUCCCAUAAGAAAGGCAGAGGUACCACCAGCCCCCCCUGCAUUGCCGCCGCCCUGCAGCCUCUCUCCAUCGACAAAGAGAACCAAAGCCUUUCACUGGGAUGUUGUUCCUUGUGAUAAGAUUCAGAAAUCUGUCUGGGGAUCAUGUGACCCAUGCAAGAAAAAAAUAGAUGUAUCCAGACUCUGCGACCAGUUUCAGUUCCAGGACGUGGCAGUAUUUUCAGGCAAUGAACCUUCAGUGAAUCAGCACAUCAUGUUAGAUCAAAAAAUUGCGCAUAACUUCAAUAUUUUUCUUAGAAGUUUCCGUAUAAAACCAAGUGAGCUGAAAGAAAAACUAUACAUUAUACAUGAAGAGAGUGGUGGACUUACAGAUGAGCAGAUUACAGCACUCAGAAGAUACAUACCAACACCAAAAGACACAGAAAGGUACCAGUCAUUCAAGGGGUCUCCUUCAGAGCUGCAUGUGGUUGAUCAGUUUAUGUUAGAGAUGUGUAAAAUUCCCCACUUAAGCCAGAGGCUGGAUCUCCUGCUUACUGUACGUGAGCUCCCCGUGAGCAUGAGAGAUUUGGAGCCUCUAAUAAUCCAGCAAAUCCAAGCAAGUAAGCAGCUGCAAUCCAGCCAGAAGUUUGUUGCUGUCUUGGAGUACAUUUUAGCCAUUGGGAACCAUUUAAAUGAAAAGGCUGGAAAAGAGAAGGCUAAAGGAUUUCGAUUGUUGUCUUUGACCAAAUUGCCUCUGUUGCGGGGUAAGGAAAGGACGUUCACCUUGCUUCACGCCCUUGUGGAACAGAUCUUCUUACAUGAGCCUGAUUUGGCUAAAUUUUCUCAGGAGUUGACAGAAUUUGAAGCUGUUCCUGAUGCUUCCAUAAAGGGCCUCAGUGCUGAAGUUGAUGUUUUAAAAAAAGAAUUGGAAAAUGUUAUUCAGUGCAGGCGGCUUAUUAAACCCAAGACAAUCAAAGCAACACCCCAGGAGUCACAGUUCUGCAAGGAACUAAAGGAUUUAAUUCAGAAAUAUGAAGGGGAUCUAUCCCAGCUGUCAAAAAGAUGUGAUGAAAUGAAGAAGCUUUAUAGCAACAUACUGGUAAAAUUUGGGGAGCCGCAAGAUGUAGACUCUCAGGAACUAUUUGGAUGGAUAUCUUCAUUCAUUAGUGAGUUUAGGAAAGCCUGCGCUGAAGUCAUGCCAUAA
This is a messenger RNA of Calidris pugnax (ruff), 2329 nucleotides long. RefSeq names its product formin-H-like. Lineage: Eukaryota; Metazoa; Chordata; Aves; Charadriiformes; Scolopacidae. Bases 119 to 2329 code for a protein of 736 amino acids. The record is from RefSeq and is a predicted model, not a curated record. The transcript is spliced from 17 exons.